Messenger RNA from Rhodotorula graminis WP1, 405 nucleotides. RefSeq lists its product as uncharacterized. The record is from RefSeq and is a predicted model, not a curated record. Lineage: Eukaryota; Fungi; Basidiomycota; Microbotryomycetes; Sporidiobolales; Sporidiobolaceae. The transcript has 5 exons. The coding region runs from base 1 to 405 and encodes 134 amino acids.
AUGCUCCAGCGAUCUCUCGCCCGCACUGCCCGCUCUGCAGCUCGCCCCGCUCGCUUCUCGCCCUCCCUCGUCGCUGCACCGCCUCGGCUCACGCGCGGCUACGCCGAGCCGGCACCGACCGGCCAGUCCAAGGCGACGAGCGAGACGUCGGGCCCGCACCAGACGGUCCCGCAUGCGCCGCCCAAGCCGACCCCGUUCUUCGCGCGCAAGAACAUUGGCCUCGAGGUGACGCCCCUCAUGGCCUUCAUUGGCACGAUUGUCACCGUCGCGACGGCGUUCCUCGUCAAGAACUUGAUUACCGACGACUCGAUCCAGCACCGCCACGGCGUCGACAACGACGAGGGCCUGAACAAGGUGCUCAACUCGGACGGCACCGACCCCAACGUUCCCAAGUCGAAGCAGUAA